AGUCUUUCCGUGCACCAAUCUUCCGCCUGAGUCACACAUGGGUGCAAGACAAAGAUGGUUUUAGCUUGGGUGCAUACAACAACUUUCUGGAAGUGUUUGGUGACAACAAGAAGUUGUGGUUCCUGCCGGUAGCCACCAGUCUAGGCGAUGGUGUAAGUUACCCGGUGCGCGGCCAACAGCCCCCUUCUACUACUACUGCCACCACUACCCCAGUGCAAUCCUAUGGCAGCACACAGACCAGGAAAACUGCAUUUAAAGACUUAAGACAAAGCCUGGGUGAUGGGGUCACCUACCCUCAGCGAUGUGUCGAUGAAGAUACAGAUGACCUCCUAGGCUCUCGCCAACGAUGGGCUGAAGAUGAGGAAGAAAAUGACCUUACCACAGGAUUCACAAAUAACCACACAUAUCCUCUGGAGGAGGUGGUGGUCCAGUCCAACCACACUAAUCCUGUGUAGACCAGCACCUCAAAGAAGACCUUCUGUCGGCCUAACUUCAUAGAGACAUUCCUACACCCCAAGACAGUGUGGACUAUAAUGUUGCUGGAGAAGGGGGAGUCUCACUUCUGCUGUUUAUAGAGUAUUAAGAUACCAUAGUGCAUACAGUUAUUACUUCCAUGACUUCAUAGUAAACAGAAGUGCUAUGCCUUAAAUUUUGAACGUUUUUCUCACUGUGUCUUUAAAGGUUAUAUGAUGGAAAUCUCCAAGCUUAAAAAUGGAAAUGUCUGCAAUGUCUGAAGUCGUAAUAAGUCCUUUAUGGGCCAGAAUAAGAUCCCAAUUUAUUGAAUUAACAUUAAAGUUAGAACAGAAACUAUGCAUUGAGCAUUGGUUAGACAGAAUUAUGAUGGAGUAUGCUACAUUUUAUAUUGAAGGAAACUUUAUGCAUAAGAAAUAAAAGGAUGUAACAAAUCCUUUUUCAUGAUUUUUUUUUCUUUUUUUAAAGAAAACCAGGAAUUUUCUUUUAUUCUUCUUUUCUUAAAUGAAACAGGAAUUCUCAUAAUUUUUUGUACUUAUUCAUAUUGGCAAGUAUAAUACAUAUCUGUACUCUCUGGUAGGGAUAAGAGACUUUAUUUUCUUGUCUUUUUUAUCAUUAUUAUCAAUGAAUUACUAUCAUUACUAUAGAUAGCUGAUUGCUUUUGUGAUCUUGUUGAAGUAAAGGAUUCUUGAAGAGGAUUCAUGAUAUGUUCAUAUCUGACUGUGGAUGUGUAUUAUUUAUUGAAAUUGUCUGAUAAUUAACAAUUGGUUUCAAGUAAUCAGCCAGAUUAUGAUUUUAAUGAGGUUUUUGUUUCUUUUGAACAAAUACAAUGCUACAGUUAAAAGUAGACUAGUCUUGUGAUUUGAUAUUAAACACAUGGUUUCAGUUUUUUUUUUUUCUUUCUUUCUUAUAUUUGCAUUUGUGUGUAUAGGAUGGGUGCUUUUGUGUGCAUGUUUUUGCAUCAGUAUGUGUGAGUGCUUGUACAUACACAUCAAUGUACACAUUUGUAAUAUUUACAUGUGUUCACAAUUACAAACAUGCAUAUAUAUAUAUUAAAAAAAAAACAAAAAAAAACAUGCUAAAACAUAUGCAAAUCUGUAUAUUGAAUUGUAUCAUGGAUGAGAUGUGUCAGUGUGAACAUUUUUAUAUUUUUACUGUAGUGCAGAUCAAGGCACUGCAGAUAAUUUUAGUAUGCAACACAGUGUGAGGAAUUUUUAUUCCACUAAGUCACUAAUUUUUGGUUUGUUUGAAUGUGUAAAUUUGAGAUCUGUAAUGUUUGCUUGUUCUUUUUUUUCUUUAGAUAAAUGAUUGCUCUGAAGACUAACUUCGUUUUGCAUUUCAGUUGUACUACUUUGACACUUUAACUACUUGAGCAAUCUUCUGUGAUGCCUUGCAACAUUUUAGAUAUUCAAGAUGAAAUGACUACAUUCUUGUAGCUGAAUCAGUUUUUUUCUGUAGUCAUACUUGUAAUAAUGACUCACCAAAGACUUCUCACAAGUCCUAGAAUAUAUGACAGGCCUCCAAAACAGAUAAAACCCUCAUAUCUUUUUUAUUAGUAGUAUUUUAAGGAAGUCAGAAGGUAUGGAAUUGCUCUUCUGUUUGGUUUGUUUCAUUGGAUUAUUAGUACUGCUAUUUUAUAGAAAAAAAUUAUCUUCACAUCUGCAGUUGCUUUUCAUUAUUGUGUUUCUUUAUUUUAUUAUACAAUUAUAAAAUUAUUUCCCCUUGUUUGUUUCACAAAUACCCUUCUGUGAGAUAGUUACUUCUGUUGUACAUUGUUUUGUCUGUUUAGGAAGCACAAAUUUAAUAAGCUAAGAAAACAUAAAAUGCAAAAAAAAAAGAUAAAAACUAAAUAAUGGUGAUGCACAUGGGCUUGCAGGCUGACAAAAGUCCUGUAAAAGCCAGUUGUCAACAGUACAUGGUAAUGGCAAAUAGCUUAAUAUUUUUAAAAAUUAUAGUGUGCAAGUGGCACCUCUGUGCUGUUUUGGUGACAAACUUGUGUUAACAUGAUGUCUUUAGAUACUAGUAUUUGUUGCAUUUAUGAUAUUUACAUCACUUUGAUAUGAAUAUAAUUUUAUCAUAUUUCUUAAGUCUCUGCUCACAUUGUACAGUUGACCUAUUCAAAGAAAAACAAUAUUUUGUCAGUGCUGUACUUACAAUGUUUUCAAAGAUUUUGUAUGUGUACUUGUAAAUUGUAUAAUACAUUGACAAAGAUACAAAAACUGCUUUACCAUUAUAUAACAUGUUGAGCCCAAAGUGCUUGUAAGAGGAUCAAGGAAUUACCUCUGAAAUGGCUUCAUUUCUCUAGGAAAGACAGUCAAUAUUGGCAGGAUGAUUAUUAGCCUUAAAACAUGUAUUUUAGGUCUCACUUUCGGGAUGUAAAUGUGAUGAAUUUUAUAUUAGAUUCACACACUGUUAUAAGGUUUCAAUUACAUAAUGUUCCAUUUCAGAUCAUCUUAGAAAAAUAGCUUUGAAGUGA
Molecule: messenger RNA, 2947 nt
Organism: Penaeus indicus
Lineage: Eukaryota; Metazoa; Arthropoda; Malacostraca; Decapoda; Penaeidae
Product: palmitoyltransferase ZDHHC20-like
Exons: 5
Source: RefSeq, a predicted model, not a curated record